Messenger RNA from Aspergillus saccharolyticus JOP 1030-1, 651 nucleotides. RefSeq lists its product as uncharacterized. The record is from RefSeq and is a predicted model, not a curated record. The coding region runs from base 1 to 501 and encodes 166 amino acids. Lineage: Eukaryota; Fungi; Ascomycota; Eurotiomycetes; Eurotiales; Aspergillaceae. The transcript is spliced from 6 exons.
AUGCUGGUAUUUAUUGAAGCCCCGCCGGGCUAUGAUGAUGACGAAGUGCACGAGGCCGAUCCUUGCUCAUUGAAGUUGGAAGCAAGGAGUCAGUCAGCCCUAUGUCUAACUACGGAGUCAGUGUACGGAGUAUGCGAUUAUGCACACAUCAACUCGAAGUCGAAGAAGGGUCUGGACUAUUUGCUGCAGUUGGCAGGCCAACUGAAUGCUGGCACGGGGGGAGUACCUACUGUAGGCUUAGUAAGCCAUGCUCAGCAUCUGCCAUCAUCAGGCCAAACAGUACCCACAAUUCGGGCCGCCAGAGAUGAGCCCCCGUCCCUCUCGCCCGGUUUCACUUGCUGCUCCACCCAAGCCUGCAAAAUGAUUCUUUCUGUUCCUUCUCUCCUACUUGCAGUUGAGGCUAACGCACUACUCAUGGCUAGAUUGACGGAAAUCCCUCCCUCGCGUCAAUCACACCUGUCAAUCGUAGAUCUACACACGACCGUACACUGUACAAAGUAAGUAUACUCCGGAGCAGUUCUUCUCGUCCACGUCGAGACCAAUUACCACCUGAACCAAUCACACCGAGAAACAAGGAUAAGGAAAAAAGCUGAAAAGGACAAGGUACGUAACUUGUAUGGUUCGAAUGCUGCCCCUCUGCCCCUCCUCCAU